This is a messenger RNA of Striga hermonthica, 1044 nucleotides long. NCBI's taxonomy places the organism in Eukaryota, Viridiplantae, Streptophyta, Magnoliopsida, Lamiales, Orobanchaceae. The record is from the annotation of a GenBank genome assembly.
AUGAAGAAGAAGCAAAAGCGAUCACCUCCGGCCACCUCCGCCGCAGAGACCACCCCAACCACCACCACUGCCUACUGCGACCUGAAAUCCUCCAUCCAUUUUCACAGCGAAUUCUUCGAUCGCUUGGUUGAACUAAUUCCGGCUAGAUUCUACCUUCCGACCGACGAUCAAGAUUCAAAGCCAUGGUACCAAGGCCUCUCCAAAGCCGCCAAGGCCUCAUUGAAACAGCAGUCAAAGCAGAACCUCAGGCUCGCCCGCCGCCACCGCUUUGACCCCGGCGUCGAGCCCUCAUCCACCCUCCACCUCCUUCAGCAGCAGCAAAACAGCAAAAGUUCAGAUGGUCGUGGAAAUCUCGCUGAUCUUGAGGACGACGACGAACCCCGCACGGACGAGGAUAAGGCGAAGUCUGUUACUUACGAGGAACUCCGAGCAAAACUGCGGAGAAAAAUCGAGCAGCUUAGAGGAAACAGGGGCGAGGGGAGCACUCACGAGAGGAAAAUCAAAAAUGAAGGAAGGAAGAGGAAUAGAGAUGACGAGAACGAAGGGGUAGAUUGUGAUAAGGGAGCUCCACUGAAUGAGGAUGAUGAUGGCGAGGAGACCAUUGAGUACGGAAAAGUGAGCUUAGGCUACGAGGAUGGCGAGGGGAAGCACGUGAAGAAAAAGAAGAAGAAGCUUCCCAAGGCUAAGGAACUUGAAUUGGCCAAGAAAAAGCAAGAGGUCAAGAGGGAGAAUCCGAUUGUGGCCGAGCGUGAGUCUUGGAAGGCUGCUGCCAGUCGGGCCAGGGGCGUGAAGGUUCACGAUGAUGCUCGUAUGAUUAAGGAGAGCAUGAAGAGGGAGAAGAGGAAGAGAGAGAAGAAUGCCGAGAAAUGGAAGGAGAGAGUCGAGACCCAGGUUAAGAUGAAGGAUGAGAAGCAGAGGAAGAGGAAGGAGAAUAUUCAGGGACGGAUUAACGAGAAGAAGAUGAGGAGGAUUGCCAAGCGUGAGAAGAAGCUGAUGAGGCCCGGGUUUGAGGGCCGGAAAGAAGGAUACAUUACUAAGGAGUGA